This is a messenger RNA of Spea bombifrons (plains spadefoot toad), 1264 nucleotides long. It is a transcript of the gene ZCCHC9, whose product is annotated as zinc finger CCHC-type containing 9. NCBI's taxonomy places the organism in Eukaryota, Metazoa, Chordata, Amphibia, Anura, Pelobatidae. Gene Ontology annotation, molecular function: zinc ion binding; nucleic acid binding. The record is from RefSeq and is a predicted model, not a curated record. Bases 101 to 856 code for a protein of 251 amino acids. The transcript has 5 exons.
GUGACAAAAAUGGCCGCCGUAGCGUUACUUCCGGCAAGCGUGGAGACGUAGCUCGGCCGCUUGUUCUUUCCGCGUUGAGUGCGGUAGCAGAAAGAUCGGUAUGACCCGCUGGGCUCGUCCUGGCCAAGGCAGUACGGUAGUGCGGAACCGUAAGGUAUGCGCAGCCACACCCUGGGAAGAGCUCCAGCAGCAGAGCCGCAGAGCAGAGAGCAAUAAUGGCGGGACCAAACGGGGUGCCCCUGAGAACCGGAGCGGCCCGCAGGCAAACAAACGCAAGAAGAAAAAUAAAAAGGAUACCUACGUGAACCAGGAUGUGAACGGAUUCAACGAGCACCAGGAGGAGCAGGACGGCGCCUCCAUGCUGAUGAAGGACCAGCGCAGGGAAGGCAGGAGGCUCAAGAGACAGAACCAAAAGAAGGACAAGAUGAUCUGUUUCCACUGUCGUAAGCCUGGCCAUGGCAUGGCAGAUUGCUCCGAGGUGCUGAGAUGUCAAGAUGCUGGGACAGGGAUCUGCUUCCGAUGUGGAUCUACGGAGCACGAAGUCACCAGAUGUAGAGCUAAAGUUGAUCCGGCCCUCGGAGAAUUUCCGUAUGCAAAGUGUUUUAUAUGUGGCGAGAUGGGACAUUUAUCUCGCUCCUGCCCGGACAAUCCCAAGGGUCUGUACGCUGAAGGGGGAAGCUGUCGGAUUUGUGGUUCUGUUGAACAUUUUCAGCGAGACUGCCCAGAACAUCAACAGUCAGCCCAGCUGACAGUCAGCAGAUGGUCAAACGGAAUGAGUGCAGAUUAUGAAGAAAUCCCUGCUGCUCCAAAGGUGCAGAAAACGACCAAAAAGGGCCCGAAAAUUGUAACAUUUUAAGGUACCUCCGUGCAUGGACUUCAGAACCAUUACUGGCUUAUCUAAAACAACAAGUUGCAGGGAGCUUGCGAUACCAAUUACAGAAGAUGCACUGGAUGAAAUAAUCACACAUUUAAAAGGACUUUAGCAAUAAGUAUCACUGCCUUUAGCCUCUGAGCUUACCGGACGGCAGUCCUUGUCAUCUUGGCUGCUACUUGUUGCUCACGUUGUACAUACAGCUGGACAGCAGAAUGUUCCUUUUGGAACGUGACUAUACACAAGUUCCUGAAAACAUCUCGGCGCUGCGACUCUUGUGCCUUGCUGUAAGAUAAAUAUUUUUUCAAGUAUAAUCACAUUAAUUCAUCUCUUCCUAACUUUAUGGAAGCUUUUCAAAAGGAUAAAAUAUGAAUAAAUCUUGUAUUAACUGAA